Anguilla anguilla (European eel) is the source of this 781-nucleotide messenger RNA. Its product is annotated as E3 ubiquitin/ISG15 ligase TRIM25-like. Gene Ontology annotation, molecular function: zinc ion binding. Lineage: Eukaryota; Metazoa; Chordata; Actinopteri; Anguilliformes; Anguillidae. The transcript is spliced from 2 exons. The record is from RefSeq and is a predicted model, not a curated record. The coding region runs from base 96 to 758 and encodes 220 amino acids.
CAUAUCAAGAGGGUUCAGAAACAACCAAACAUAUCAGUGUAGCUCUACCUGACUUUCUAAAGUAGCAUUGGUUUCAGUGCAGCACCUGUCUCGCCAUGGCUGACGACAUGUCCUCUCUGCUGAGCCUCGAGGGGGAGCUCACAUGCAGUAUAUGUCUCAGUCUCUUCGAGAGCCCCGUGACCACGCCUUGUGGCCACAACUAUUGUCAAGGUUGCCUGGAUGGGACAUGGCGGGACAGCGAACAGACGGGACUCGGUUUCAACUGUCCGCAGUGCCGGUCCCACUUCGUCACCAAACCCGAGCUGAGGAAGAACACGGUUCUUGACGCAGUGCUUGACAAGUUCAAAUUGAAGUCAAAGGCCAAUAUCUUCAGCGAUGUCACCACGACGACGAAGACGGAGCCAGAGGCGGCGCCGAUUAAAUGCGACGCUUGCAUGGGGGGAAAGGCAUGCAAGACCUGCCUCACCUGCAUGGCGUCCUACUGUGUGGAGCACAUGAGACCACACCAGGAGAACCCGGUUUUUGCCACACACCAGCUCCGCGAGCCACUGGCAGACCUGCAGGGGCGCAUCUGCCCUGACCACUCAAAAAUUAUGGAGUUAUUCUGCAUCCAGCACGGACGCUGUAUUUGCAGCUUCUGUCUGCAGCAAGAGCACAAGGACUGCACCUUCCGUACGCCAGACGAACAACGGGUUCUGCGAGAGGUGCGUAAUUUUCCCCAACUCCGAGAAAAGUGCCGUUUAACUUUUUGGCAGUGAAAUCUUCCAACGUUUCAAACACU